Molecule: messenger RNA, 3681 nt
Organism: Botrytis cinerea B05.10
Lineage: Eukaryota; Fungi; Ascomycota; Leotiomycetes; Helotiales; Sclerotiniaceae
Exons: 3
Coding region: 1257-2894 (545 amino acids)
Cellular component (GO): nucleus; cytoplasm
Molecular function (GO): protein serine/threonine phosphatase activity
Source: RefSeq, a predicted model, not a curated record
CAAAUUCAUCAUAAUACGAUACAAUCGUGGUAGAGUGAAUCGACAGUAGAGUCGAUAGAUAGACCAUACGAUAGAACCAUUCCGUGGGUGCUUCGGACAGUCGUUGUUGGAGUGAUAUUUUGGAGCCAUACGUGGAUAGAUUUACUAAAUUUGACUUCACUCAAGCUUCACUCUCUUUCCUGCCUUUCCUGCCUUUCCUGCCUUUCCUGGCCUUCUCAACCUUCUCAACCUUCUUAACUUUCUUUCCUCUCUCCUCCCUCGUCAUCAAAAUAUGUAGUGCGAUCGCCAAGCAUUUUUUUCUUCGCAGCACCCAAUCAUUGCAUGCAAUCCCGCAAGACCAUCCAUCAUUCUUUUUGGCCUUUGGGCCUUUUUUGGUCCCGGUUCCCGAUAGCCCAAAACCAAAACCAAAACUAAUCAAGCAAACCAACAACCCCAUUCAAAGGAACGAAUUGGAAGAGACCAAACAACCAACAGAUCCUUUACAUAACGAAGCCUUUUUGAUACAUUCAUAUUAUCAUCCACCAUCACUUAUUGACUCUUGAUUAAGUUUUCUCGUGCUCCGCUGAGUCCUGGAUGCGGGAGAAGUUCAUUUAUAACUCAUCCACACCCUCUUGUACCAUCUACCCACCCUACACACAUCCCAUCGUCUUUGAAGCACACCUGCCUGCCUUUCAGGAAGCUACAACCUAUACGUUCUGGGACGAGCCGCUUCCGUCCCCCCACGGCUCUCUAGUCGACACAACUCUGGUAAUACGUCGAGAGUUGCUUUCGCCAAUAUACCUAGGCACUCGGGACGGUCUUCUCGAUAAUCGCGGUGUUGACGGAACGGAUCUCUAUCUCGACGAAGACCUUGGCUUCAACGCAAGAUCGACUCAGCCUCAACGCUAGGAAUUACUUAAUCUUCAGUAAAUACAGCUCAUCACAGUUUACCACCUUUCCGGCACAAAGCCUUCUUUGAAAGCCAUACGAACUUGCUAUUACGACUGCAUACGGCUGUCUCAGAACCCCACGGCUUGUCCACCUCAGUAAUAUCACCUUACGGCAACCAUACAAAUAAAGUACACGAUAUUCGCCCAAGACAAUCAAGGCAGUGUUCGGCGAUAUAUUACAGUUCCUCAUCAACACCAAAGCAAAUCUCCUACCUCUCUGGCUCAUAUUGACAGCUGAACGGCAGCGACAUCUCUGACUCAUACCAAAUUACACGGAGUUGAUACCCGAUAAAGAUCUGCUGGUCUCGCAUAUUUGAACUUGGAACGAUGGGAAACCAACCCUCUAAAGGUUCGGGGUCUGCAACCCCGCGGAGAAGUGCAUCUCAAACUUCUCUUGACAGAGGAUCGGAUAAUUUAUCGUCUUAUCCUUCAUUCAGCAAAGCGGAUACCAAGGAAUCCAACAAAUCAUUUAGAGGCGCCCUUCGAUCAAAAAUACCAGGCUCCAAGGACAGCCCAAGAAACUCGAUUGCUGGAAUAGGUAGCCUUGUAGAUUCAAACGACAAGUCCGAUGUUGCUUCAUUGAAAUCGGGAAAAAGUGCUAAAUCGGGCUGGACAUCAUCUGUACCAGGCUCACCAACAUUACCUCAAGACUCCUCGGAAGACAUUCCUUCACCAGCCGAUGAUCUCAAACCUCCUCCAUCGCCCGUUCAAUCUCCUUCGGUAAAAUCUGGACAUCAUGAUGUCAGCGCUGCACAACGUAGUGGUGAAGUAGAUCAUGUUUCCGACCAACCCCCUUCCGGCACAGUCAAUCCUUACGCAGUUGGAGGUCGUGCCGGGCAAUCUAUACUGGUUAGAAGAGCAAAUGAAAUUAAUCCUGUUGACACAGCUACCUUGCUAGCUGCUCCCAUGAAUGGAUCUAAUGAAACCGCACUCUCAACGUCAAACUCUGCGCAGAUUUCUAUGGGUAGUUUGAAAGAUAAAGAUCUUGACGAUUAUAUUUCACGCCUUUUGGAUGCAGGAUACCAGGGAAAAAGCACAAAGGGAGUUUGUCUUAAGAGUGCGGAAAUCAACUCAAUUUGCCUUCGAGCGAGAGAGAUUGUAUUAGAGCAACCGCCACUGAUCGAAUUGGAAGCCCCAGUUAAGAUUGUAGGUGAUAUACAUGGGCAAUACUCGGACCUCAUACGCAUGUUCGAGAUGUGUGGAUUCCCUCCCUCUUCAAACUUCUUAUUUCUGGGUGACUAUGUCGAUCGGGGAAAGCAGUCCCUUGAGACAAUUUUAUUGCUCUUGUGCUACAAAAUUAAGUAUCCAGAGAACUUCUUUUUGCUAAGAGGUAAUCACGAAUGCGCAAACGUUACUAGAGUCUAUGGAUUCUAUGAUGAGUGUAAACGAAGAGCUAAUGUCAAAGUGUGGAAGACGUUUGUAGAUGUCUUUAAUUGUCUACCUAUCGCCGCAAUUGUCGCAGGGAAAAUCUUUUGUGUUCAUGGCGGCUUAUCUCCCGCUCUUAGCCAUAUGGAUGAUAUCAGAAAUAUUGCUCGACCAACGGAUGUACCUGACUAUGGAUUACUCAACGAUCUUUUGUGGUCCGAUCCUGCAGAUCAGGAAGCAGAUUGGGAGCAGAGCGAGAGAGGCGUUAGUUACUCCUUUGGUAAGAAGGUCAUUCAGGAGUUUCUCUUGAGACAUGAUUUUGAUUUGGUCUGUCGGGCACAUAUGGUUGUUGAAGAUGGUUACGAAUUUUUUGAAGGUCGAGUCCUUGUUACGGUGUUCUCUGCGCCAAAUUAUUGUGGCGAGUUCGAUAAUUAUGGAGCCGUCAUGAGUGUUUCGACAGAAUUACUUUGCAGCUUUGAACUGCUGAAGCCAUUGGACUCCAGCGCGUUGAAGAGCCAGAUGAAAAAGAGCCGUAACAAACGAAAUAGUAUGGUCAACAGUCCUCCGCCGACUGGAACCUUUGCUCCACAGAGCGUAUAAUGAACUGUCGGAUAAUUUUCAGACAAAUAUAGACAAAAAGAUUGCUCUGGAUGGAACACCCUAUACAUUCGACGAAGAAAACCCAAAACAAGAUGCGAUAUCAACAGUGACGGGGCAUGCCAUGAUUUACGCGCUUACAGAGGUCAUGCAAAAGUGGCCAAGUACAUACAGGACUAAAACGCGGCCCAGAAGAGUUUUCAGUCACGUUAAAAUGUCUCAAAGGUCAAGACUCGUUUUUCACGACAUCGAGAAGGUUAAGGUAGAUAGUGGAAGCUGGAGGCUGGAAGCUUCCUCUAGAUGUUAUAUGCACACAUUUGAUUUAUUUUCUUUUCCUGCGGAUAGUUUCUUGUCCGCGAUAUUAACAGGCUCUCCCCUUUCUCGAAAGUACGACAUGGAAACGGAUACAUUUUAUAUUGGCGUUAUUUGUUUUGGUACGUCUCGAACGGGGGACAGAGGAUCACAAACAUAAACUCUACUUUUCUUUCACCUCUGUAGAGUACACAAUCGCUGUUUAUGAACAUACAGAUGGGUAGGUGGGUGAUGAAUGGUAGGUAUGUAUGCUGGGUUACUGGUGUAUCUGGUAUUCAUAAUAUGUGGGGCUGAGGGUAGAGUAGAACUCAGUGGCAUCGUUGGAGCGGGAGUUGUUGAGAGGGAUGAAAUGGCAUAGAAACACGGUAGUUCUUGAGCACGGUCUUGAUUAAAUCAACUUACUCAUCAAUUGAUGCAGUCGAUAGAUGACGAAACGAUAUGAGAUUUUAAGCGUUCUUCAAUUUCUGAUCUUUAUACA